Molecule: messenger RNA, 1572 nt
Organism: Effrenium voratum
Lineage: Eukaryota; Dinophyceae; Suessiales; Symbiodiniaceae
Source: the annotation of a GenBank genome assembly
UGUUUACAAUGACCAUGGUGCUCAAGUUCGCGCCGUUCUCUACUUCUCUCUGUGGUCCCAUAGAUUUUCUGAGCCAUGGCGGUGCCUAGCGAGAUGAAGGCCUGGCGGGUCCACGCCUAUGGGGAGGAGGGCAAUCCUGCUGACACCAUCAGCAAGAUGACCUUGGACACCAUCCCCAUGCCCGAACCCAAGCCAGGCCAGGUCCUGAUCAAAGUAGAACUGGCUGCGGUCAACCCCAUCGAUUGGAAGCUCUUCAGCGGCGGGAUGCAUGGCAUUUGUCCUGUGACCUUCCCGUACGUGCCGGGCUUUGACGUUGCCGGCACUGUCGUGAAGCUCGGAGAGGGCGUAGGCAAUGUCCAGGUGGGCGACGAAGUCAUCGCAGAUCUUGGCCUGGUGGAGACCUGCAAGACCGAGAGUCCGUGCGGCCCGGCUGGAGCCUUUGCGCAGUACACCGUGGCCUUGGCGAGCACUGUGGCCAAGAGAGAGGGCAUCCCUGCGAAGGAGCUGGUGGGCCUGCCCUUGGCCGGACUCACCUCCUACCAGGCCCUCUUUACCGGCGCCGGGGGCGACUUCACGGGAGCGCCCCUGGGCACCCUGGCGCCAGGGCAGAAGCUGCUGGUCUUGGGCGGCGCCGCGGCCACCGGGGCCAUCGCCGUGCAGCUGGGCAGGGCCAUCGGCGCGGAGGUGGCCACCACCGCCAGCCCCAACAAAAUGCCCGACGGGACCAACAAGUUGGACUAUAUGACCCCCCGGCAGUUUCAGUUUUCACCCUUCUCUUUUGGAGUUUUUGUUUUUCAAGGGCGUUGGGAUGGGUUUAUUGGGCCGUUGCUACGUAUGCGGAAAUGUUUGUGUGUGCGGGUGUGUGCGCCGAAUGUUUUCGUAUGUGUGUGUUUGUGUGUGCCGGCAUACAUGUAUUUAUGUAAUGUGCAUGUCAGCAGUCACUGAACUGUUGAGGGGGUGGUCUGUUUCGGGUCCUUAUCGUUUGUAUUUUUCAUUAUUGUAUUAAACUUUGUUUUCUUAUUGGAGGCGCUCCCAAAUGACAAAGCUGGGAUUCUCUUCUUGAUCUUCCGCGCCCGAGGAAGAAGCUGGGAGCGGACGACGUGAUCAACUAUAAGGAGGCGGACUGGUCGGAUGUCAAGGCUGGGGCGAAUGUCGAUUUGAUCUAUGACUGCGUGGGCACAGAAGAAGACUGGCCCAAGGCCAGCAAGGUGCUGAAGAAGGGAGGCAAGUUUGUGACCAUCGCCAAUUUCGGGGACGCAAAAUCCACGGAGGACCACUCCUUCCAAGCUUUCCUGAUCAAAUCCGAUUCUGAGGACCUCAAGAAGCUGGUGCAGUUUGUGAAGGAAGGGAAGCUGACAGUGCCCGUGGACUGUGUGGUCCCUUUCGAGGAUGUCCCGAAGGUGCUCACGAAGAGCAUGGGCUGGGCUUCAGCUGGGAAACUCGUGAUCCAGGUCGCCUGAGCUUGACCUGUUCUUGCCAGUUGUUCAAGCGGCUAGGUUGAGCUGCUUGAAAUGCCGCGACGGGCAACUUUUUGCACUCCGGCUUUGAAGUGGGUGUGUCUCAAAAUGGGGU